This is a messenger RNA of Anopheles moucheti, 459 nucleotides long. RefSeq names its product 10 kDa heat shock protein, mitochondrial. Bases 150 to 455 code for a protein of 101 amino acids. The record is from RefSeq and is a predicted model, not a curated record. Gene Ontology annotation, cellular component: mitochondrial matrix. The transcript is spliced from 2 exons. Gene Ontology annotation, molecular function: protein-folding chaperone binding; metal ion binding; ATP binding. Lineage: Eukaryota; Metazoa; Arthropoda; Insecta; Diptera; Culicidae.
UCCUCGUGCGCGAAAGUCGUGAAAACUAUCCGCUCUGCCGGUGUAUUUCGUUUGCUGAACCGAAUUCAACGAUACUUUCGUGUACCAGCAGAUUAUUUGCGUAUAUCCGCAACAGGACAGCUAAUUUCAUCUACUGCCAAAACAGAAAAAUGUCUGUCACGAAACGUCUACUGCCCCUUUUGGACCGAGUGCUGAUCCUGCGCGCCGAAGCCCUCACCAAGACGAAAGGAGGAAUCGUUAUCCCUGAGAAAGCCCAAUCAAAGGUGCUCGAAGGAACGAUCGUAGCUGUCGGACCCGGUGCUCGAAAUACUCAGACCGGCGAGCAUGUACCACUGGCAGUGAAAGUCGGCGAAAAGGUGCUGUUGCCAGAGUACGGAGGCACUAAGGUGGAGCUGGGCGACAGCAAAGAGUAUCACCUUUUCCGGGAAGCUGAUAUUCUGGCAAAGAUCGAAUAAGAAU